AUGAUUUCCAGCACAACUGUGGUGGCUAAGGCAGUGGGGGUAAAUCUUUUUCUCACUAUGGGAAACCACAGCAUGUUCUGUGAGUUCAUCCUCCUUGGAUUUUCUGCUGACCCUCAGACCCAGAUUGUGCUCUUCAUGUUGUUUCUGGUGAUUCACCUCCUGACUCUGAUGGGGAACCUGGUGAUGCUGCUAGUUAUCAGGGCUGAUUUUCACCUGCACACACCCAUAUGCUUUUUUUGGGGACAACUGUCUUUCCUGGACCUCUGCCACUCAUCUGUCACAGUCCCCAAGAUGCUGGAGAAUCUGCUUUCUGAAAGUAAAACCAUCUUUGUAGAGAGCUGCCUGGCUCAGGCCUUCUUUGUGUUUGCCACCGGGGGCACUGAGGCCUGCCUGCUGGCUGUGAUGGCCUAUGACCGCUACGAAGCCAUCAGCUGCCCUCUGCUCUAUGGCCAGCUGAUGAACAAGCAGCUCUGUGCUGGGCUGGUGUGGGGCUCCUGGGGCCUGGCCUUUGUUGAUGCUCUCAUCAAUAUCCUCCUGGCUGCCAGUUUAGACUAUUGUGAGGACCAGACUAUUCCCCACUUCAGCUGUGAGCUGUCUUCUCUCUUCCCUCUGUCUUGCUCUGAUACCUCCCCCAAUUUCACACUCCUGCUCUGCUCUUCUGUCUUGCAUUUCUUUGGAACCUUCAUUAUGAUUGUUUCCUCCUAUGCCUGCAUUGUCUCCACCAUCCUGAGCAUCAGCUCCACCUCAGGCAGAAGCAAGGCCUUCUCUACCUGCUCCUCCCACCUCACUACUGUGAUCUUGUUCUAUGGCUCAGGCUUCCUCAGCUAUCUCUUGCCAACCUCGGGAUCCCCCCUGGAGAUGGUCUUCUCCUUGCAGUACAGUGUGGUCACCCCCAUGCUGAAUCCUCUUAUCUACAGCCUGCAGAACAAAGAGGUGAGGGCCGCUCUGGGAAGAAUGUUAAGAAGAUAUGUUAACUUUUUCACAUAG
This is a messenger RNA of Vicugna pacos (alpaca), 987 nucleotides long. RefSeq names its product olfactory receptor 8S1-like. NCBI's taxonomy places the organism in Eukaryota, Metazoa, Chordata, Mammalia, Artiodactyla, Camelidae. Gene Ontology annotation, molecular function: olfactory receptor activity; G protein-coupled receptor activity. Gene Ontology annotation, cellular component: membrane. The record is from RefSeq and is a predicted model, not a curated record. Gene Ontology annotation, biological process: G protein-coupled receptor signaling pathway.